Molecule: messenger RNA, 4394 nt
Organism: Drosophila santomea
Lineage: Eukaryota; Metazoa; Arthropoda; Insecta; Diptera; Drosophilidae
Product: homeotic protein female sterile
Exons: 3
Coding region: 877-3231 (784 amino acids)
Source: RefSeq, a predicted model, not a curated record
GUCGCACAAGUGAAGGAAUUUUCGAUGCGCCUGGUGAGUUUCCACCCAAGGCAUUUGGUGGAUGUGUGCUCCAAGUCCAGCAGAAAAUCUCUGUCUGGUUGCUAAAAAGUGUUACUGUGCUAAUGGCUAAGGUUUAAAUGCAUACAGAGUAGCCUCUAGUUCGUUAUAUCCCCAAGUCCUUUAAAGGAUCGAAGUGAAAGUGCGCUGCAAUCUAUAAAUACUCCUUGGAUACUGACUAGACCAAGUCCAAGUCCCACCAAGAGCCACCAUUUCCACCUGCUCCAAGCUGGUUUCGCCUUGGUGUGGUCUAGUUUUUUGGAAUUGCCAUGGAGGUGUAGAAGGUGUAGAAGGUGACUGCCGUCGAGCCUUGGCUAGCUGAAAAUUAUUGUAUUGUAAUUUCAGUAUACGCAGCACGCCGACCACUGCGCAUGCCACAAAAUCCGGACCCCCAGCUCACAUCCCCUGCAAUCGGGGCCAGCAGAAAAGCUGAGGGGCGGAGAAAAGUGGGUGGAACAGCAGGUGACACCUGCAGCAGCACCUGCCCAUCGGGAGCUCAAGAAACUGGCUAUCAAAUAUUACCCAACUUAUGCAGUAAAAAUACAAACAGGCAGCGGUUAGAACCUACUACUCAAUGAACGCAUGAUAUUGAAGGAAAUCCAAGUAAACGAAGGAAAUCAAACCAAAGAAAUCAAAGACCUCAAAGGACAUGAGUGCUUAACAGGCCAGAGAAAACAAGGAAUACACGGAAUCCCAAGCAAAUAAAAGAAUUCAAGAAGAAGCCAACUCUCGAAGAAACCCAAGAUUCUAGGAUCUAAAACCCAAAGGAACUGAAGAAGUAGAUAAUCUCUGAACUAAGAACCCAAAGUAAUUCCAACAAUGGCAGCUGUGGUCCACGGAUGCAGCAGUCCGCGCCAGCGAUCCUGCAACGGCAGCAGCUCACCAGGUGGCCACCACGGCUCCACGCCCUCCUCCGCCUACCCGACCAUGCCCAAGUACUCGCGCACCGCCAGUCAGACACUGUACGCCACCAGUCAGCAGAUAUUCGGAGGUGGAGGCGGCAUGGCGGAUGCGAGCUAUGGAUACGGCAUGUCCUCCUCCGGCGGACAGCGACCACUAUCCGCUUCCGCGCUGCCGGAAACGGCGGCGGCCAGCCGGAACUAUUGGGGCCACCACAACGCCUUCUAUCACACGGGCGGCAGGCAUUACAGCAAGAGGAAGUCCGCCGUGGAGCUGCUGGCGGAGUCCAAGCCGUUCUACAUCAAAUCCGAGGCGGUUUUCGAGCGACUGCAGCAGGCGAGCUAUCGCAACGGUGGUGGCAACAACGGAGCCAGUGGGAAGCGAGGACGUCGGCCGGAGGAGUCGCAUGGCCACCACUACGACAUGGAGGACAGGCGGUAUAUGAGUCUCAAUCUUAGUCGGCAGCAGCAGGUGCAACAGCAGGUGCAGCAGCAAGUGCAGCAGCAGCAGCAACAACAGCAGCAGCAUCAGCAGCAUCAGCAGCAGCAACAGCAGCAGUAUCUGCACAACCACCAUGCCCACCCACACCAGCACCCACACUCGCACUCCCGCCACGCCCAGGGCCAAGGUCAAGGACGAAACGGAGGCGCUGCCGUGAACAACAACCUCCUGCAGCACAAGCUGCGCAUGCUGCUGGGUUCGGAGACGGGCAAGGAGCGCAACGGCGCCACCUUGAGGCGCCACGAGCUGAGCGACGGCAGCGCGGAGCUGCUGCCCACGGAUUAUGGCGAGGAGGAGAUGGGCCAUGGUCAGGCGGGCGCACUGCGUAUACCGCCGCCCCUCUACAUGCCCACCACUCACGGCUAUGGGCGGGACGGCGAGGAGCCACUGGUGCUCACCGAGAACUAUCGACCCAUCAGUCCGCCCGCCGAAUAUGCUGCAAAGUCGGGACAGGCUCACAACGAUCGAUACAGAUACAACUACCAGCGCUCGUACUCGCACUCCCACGAGGUGCCUAACACGGGCGAGGAUCGCAGCGCUCCCUAUCCCUCCGGCGACUACAACAUCAAUAGCCACAAGUCGCUGCCGGAUCUGCACACGCAGAUAAGUCGCCACUCGCCGCACAGCGAGAUCCUGAGCUGCUGCAGCCGUGGCAAUCGAUCGAUCAAGUCCGCCGGCGAGUCCUCGAUAAACCGCGACUCCGGCGGCAGUUCCGGUCACUACACCCAUCGCAGCGAGCCCUGCUACAAGAGGGAGCGGCAGCGCGAAGUGGCCGGCAGUGCGGCACCGGCGAGCGGUACGAUCAAAAGCUGCUGCACCUUGGUGGCCGCCACUCGCCGGGACAGUGGCUCCUCCACCCAGCACAGUGCCAACUCCUACUGUGGCUAUGUCACGCCCGCCGGCGACUACACCGGCAUGGCUGGUGGCCGGAAUACGGAGUGCUUGGAUUGCCGCUGCAAACAGGACACCACAAUGGGCUCGGAUUAUCUGCUGAACUUCACGCCCACACCGGAGGUGCCAGAGGCCUUCCAGGAUGACUACACGCCGACGCCGCCAUCGCCCAGGCUGAAGACGCAAACGCCACGAUACUCGAGCUCCUCCAGCCAGCAGCUGCACACCAGUUCGCAGGGCUACACGAGCAUCAAUCACUCGCAGAGCUCGCUGGUCCAGAGCCCCGGAUCGGCGCCAUCCGUGGACGACAUCAGUCCGCCGCCCAUUCAGUUCAAGAGGCAGCGAUGCAUACGCUUCAAGAACAGGAAUCGACUGCCAGUUCAAGGAGAAAUGGGAGGACCACCAGGAUCAGGAGGAGGCCUUGUAGCCCCAGGAUCUGGAGGAAUGGGCACAGCCAGCGGUGUGCUGGCUGCCUACAAGCAGCAUCGGGGCAGCGUGGACCAUGAGAACGUCUUCUUCCCCAAAGGUUUCUCCUCGGAGGUGUACCACAACAGCUUGGACAUGGAGCGGGAGGCGCUGAAUGCCAGCAUUUCGGAGCUGGAGAAGUUCUUCGAUCGCCUGGGACUGAAUGACGAGGCCUUCCACGAGAUCUACAGCCAACCGAGGCGGCACCACUCGGAAACGGAUGACGCCUCCGAUGAUUCCAGCACGGUCUUCUUUUCGGACGUGAGCACCGUGGACUCGAUGAGAUUGCCGGACAGCACGGAAACCCAGCCGCAGACCACACAGGCGUAUAGACCCUCGGAGCCGCCGUCGAUUGUCGAGCGGAAUGCCAGGAUCAUCAAGUGGCUGUGCAACUGCAAGAAGAUGCAGUGCACCUGAGAAUCGCCGGGCCAGUGCAGCUGCGGAUACGGAUUUGGAUUUCGAUUUGGAUUUGGAUUCGGACGUUAAGUGCUCCACUGAUUUAAUGGAUUCCACACGACCACCCCGUUUAGCACACGACUGCGAAUUAAUGCAAAAUAUAUACAAAUCACAGAUGGGUGGGUGAUUUUGGGGGAAUGCAGGAUCGCCAUAAGGACGAAAAGUAAUCUGUCGAAUUUUAGCUUUUCACUAUAUAGAACAUCAUUUCUGUUGGCUAACAAAAAAAGGAAAAUAGCAUAUAUGCAAUUGACUUUAUACAACUAAUAGUCAGAUUUCGUUUUAACCAAUAUAACAAUUUUUUAAUGGCACUUGUUUUCCUUACAAUGUUAAGAGCCGCAAAAAUCAAAGGAUUUAAUACAAAGUACUCGAAAAAAGAAGAAGAUUAUUGUAAACAUAUUUCCAUGCUACUAAUAUAUGCAGAAAAUAUAUCAAAUCAUUUGUUGAACUUGCAAAAACCAAGAGAAAAACUUAAACACAUUUCAAACAGUAAAAAUAAAAGAGCAUACAAAUGAAAAUGAUCAAUACAACAUUCCUAACAAAAACCCACAAUUUCAGUUAGUUUUUUAAAUUGAAUAUUGAGUUCACAAAUAAGCAAAUUAUCAAGCAUUACUCGGAGAUUACUUUUGGCCCCUAUGUUGUGUUAAUCCAAAACAAACACCCACCUGUCCACAAAAACACUGCUCAAAAAGUCAAGUUAAGUCAGUUGAAUGUUUCGAACAUGAUUAGCAUGGUUAGCCUCACCUACCUGUACAAUGGAACUAGGAAUUACGAGCUGGAGUCUCGAUUUUGGAUGUGAGUUUCUCCUCUUUUAAGCUGCGACCGUUCUCGCGCAGAUCAAUUACACCAUUGAUAUUUGUAUUGCCAACGGUAAUGAUAAUGAUAAUGAUAUUGUCUUACGUAUACUAAUCAACUAGCAAGCGAUCGUUCAUAUUACUCUUAUACACAGCGGUAUUAUUAGAUGAAUUAUUGUACAAUUAGUUCUCGUAACUUGAAUAUACUUACAUAUAAACGACUAGUUGCCAAAACCAGAUACAAAAAGAAACAGUACACGAAACCACUAAAACCAAAAAAACAAAUUGAAAUUGAAAUGAACCUACCUAUUUAUGUAAUUGUACAUGGUUUGC